GCCCGGGAAGUGGCGGCGGGGGUAGACGCCGCGGACCCCCGGCCUGGCAGCGCGGAAGCGCUGUCCGAGGCCCGCAGCUGGGGAGGGGAUCCCUCAGCGCGCUGGCGACUGAGAGCUGUUUUUUUCCGCGAAGAAUUUCGGUCAUUAGAAGAAAUGGCCAAUCAUCGUCCACCAAGUUUUUUUAUAGAAGAACUUAAUGUAUACUGUCAGAAGCACAACAUGGUACUUAAGUAUCAGGAACUGUCUAAGACAGGACCUCCACAUAACUUAAGGUUUAAAUACCAAGUUAUCAUAGAUGAGAGAGAAUAUCCAGAAGCUGAAGGUAAAUCGAAGAAGGAGGCCAGGAAUGCUGCAGCCAAAUUGGCGAUUGAAAUACUUAAUAAAGAAAACAAGGCAGUUAGUUCUGUAUCACUGCCAACAACACAUUCAUCAGAAGGAUUAGGAUUAGGAUCCACUGGGAAUUUCAUAGGCCGUAUCAAUAGGCUUGCCCAGAAGGAACAACUGUCUGUAAAUUAUGAACAAUGUGAACUGAAAGAACCUGGGCCUGAAAGAUUUCAUUAUAGAUGCAAAAUUGGACAGAAAGAAUACGGUAUUGGUGUAGGUAGUACUAAGCAAGAAGCCAAACAGUCAGCUGCUAAGCUUGCAUAUGAGCAGAUACUUUCAGAGAAAACCUCAAUGAAAGCUGACUCGGUAUUAGCUGGUUCUUUGAUUACUUCGCCUGGUGACUCUGGAAGCAACACUUUGGUGAAAAGCAUAUCUGCUCCUGAAUCACCAUCUGAAAAUGAUUUCUUGGAAAAUUCAUCAGGAGGAAGUUGUGACAGGGGCCAUGUAAACAAUUCUUCAUCUCCUAUGGACAAUGUCAGAAAUAGUGAAAAGAAGGUGAAAAGAAGUUUGGCACCUACAUUUAACUCUCCUGUGACAAAAGACAGCAGGUGUUCUGUGGAACUCAGGUUUACCAGCGAUUUUACAGAAAUAGAACCGAUUGGUUCAGGUGGAUAUGGCCAAGUUUUCAAAGCAAAACACAGAAUUGAUAGGAAGACUUACGUUGUUAAACGUGUUAAAUAUGAUAGCGACAGGAAGGCAGAGCGUGAAGUAAAAGCUUUGGCAGCUCUCAAUCACCCAAAUAUCGUUCACUACUACAGCUGCUGGUUUGGCGAUGAUUACCAUUCUGUGGACAGCAUUAACACUUCAAGACCAAAGACUAAGUGCCUUUUCAUCCAAAUGGAAUUCUGUGGUAAAGGGACUUUGGAGCAAUGGAUUGACAGCAGAAGAGGCCAGACACCAGACAAACAUUUGGCUUUGGAAUUGUAUGAACAAAUAACAGCAGGUGUGGAUUAUAUACAUUGCAAACAGUUAAUCCAUAGAGACCUUAAGCCAGGUAACGUGUUUUUGGUAGAUACAAAACAAGUAAAGAUAGGAGACUUUGGACUUGUGACAUCCCUGAAAAAUUACGCAAAUCGGACAAGGAAUACAGGAACUCUUCGAUACAUGAGCCCAGAACAGAUUUCUUUACAAGAAUAUGGAAACGAAGUGGACAUCUUUGCUUUGGGGCUAAUUCUCGCGGAACUCCUUUACAUAUGUCCCACUGUUUCAGAAACAUUACAGAUUUUUAAAGAGCUAAGGGACGGCAAGUUCUCAGAUGUAUUUGAUGGCAGAGAAAAAAUUCUUCUGCAAAAAUUACUGUCACCCGAACCCACGAAACGGCCUCAUGCAUCUGAAAUACUGGAGACUUUGAAGGAGUGGAGGAAUGUAAAAGAGAAUAUGAAACGAAGCACAUGUUAGAGCUCUUCUAAAAAAAGUAUCCUGCCUUGGAUAUUCAAUUUUUCUAUAACUGUCUAAAUUCUUCUAGGGACACCGAUUGGGUAUUUACCUUCUAUUUUUAUUUUCCUCUUAAUUUUUCACUAAAUUUUAAGAAGGUUUGAAUCUUUUUUUUUUUUUACUUCAAAAACAUUCAGACACUUUUCUUUUCCUGAGCUUAUCUUCUUAUUAUAAACAUAGGGGAGAAUAUCUCUCAAAUUUUUAAAAUAUUAGCAAAUCAAUUAAUAUUCAUUAAAUGUCCACUGUUUCUAGGCCAAAAAAUAUGAGAUCUCUCACUGUUUGAAAUAGCUAAUUUAGAGAAAUAUGGUACUCAUAAGAAGAUAAGUGAUAUACAAUCACUUUGGAAAACAAUUUGGUAUGAUCUGGUAAAGUUGAAGGUGUAUAUACCCUCAAAGCCAUCAGUUUGGUUCCUACAUGCUUGCCUACCAGAAUGUUCAUAGAAACCUUGUUCAUAACAGCCAAAAGAACAAAAAACAACGUACAUCACAAGAAGAAUGGAUAAACUGUAUUUUUUCAUACAUUGUAAUACUAUAUAGCAGUGAAAAUGAACAAUUAUAUAGCUAGGUGCAAUAACAUGAUACAUCUCUGAGGAACAUAAUGUUAAGCCAACAAAGCCAGUUACAGAAAACAUAUACAGAAUGAUUCUAUUUACAUAAAGUUGCAGACCACGCUAAAUGAAAUACUUUGUUUAGAAAUCCAAACAAAUGUGGUAAAACAAUAAAGGGAAAGAAAGGAAUAAGAAAUUCUACAUUUUGAUGGUGGUUUUCUGAGGAGGGAUGGAAGUGGUGUGAUAGGGGAAGUAAACUUCAGAGAUAACAGUUCACUUUGUUUUAAGUUUAUUUACUUUGGAGAGAGAGAGAGGAGAGAGAAUUCCAAGCAGGCUCUACACUUACAGCAUGGAGCCAGAUGUGGGGCUCGAACUCCUGAGACAUGAGAUCAUGACCUGAGCCGAGGUCAAGAGUUGGAUGCUUAAGCAUCAUGACUGAGUCACCCAGGCACUCCUCACUUUUUUUGUCUUAAACCAGAUGUUGCAUUCACUACUGUUUACUGUGUACUCUUUUUAUCUUAAAUACAUUUUGUAUCUAUUAGAACAAACACUUUAAAGAGAUAACUGUGCUAGAAGGCAGUAGGUAAGCACAGAGAAGAAUCAGUCUGGAGAAGUUUCCAGGAGAUCACUUUCUACUGAGGUAUCAUGGCAUACGGCUUAGAAGUGGCAUUCCAGUGAGACUUCUAAGUAGGCUAGGGAUUUAGACAAGUAGUGAGGAGCAAAUAUGGGCAGGAGUCUGGACAAGAGCCAUGGCUUGAGUUCUGGAAAAGAUAUACCUAAGAAUGUUGGGUAUACUUUGUUUCCCUGAAUUGCUGGAGAGAAUACCAGAAGAUAAUUUGGGUGACAUCUUGGAAAAAAACCUGAGGGAAAAAACCUGUCAUAUAAUUUUACAGUUUUUAAAGUGAGCCAAGUUUAGGCUAGGCAGAAAAGUCACAGAGAAAGGCUAUUAUGAAGGCUAUAGCUAUUUCUAAAAAGUUAUUGAAAGCAGUUAAUAUGGUUUUCAACUCUCAAUGCAGUAUUUGAUCAAGGCAAGGUUUAUCAAUGGAGGGUAAAACCAUUGGUUGAAAAGGUGUUGGGGAACAAGAUCUUCAAAGGAUUUAAAUAUAAUCCCACAGAUGAUAUAUCAGUUACAAGGGGGAAAGGGAAAUGUACCUUUACAAUGGAAAGACCUCCUGGUCUCCUUAAUAACCAUGUGAUUAAAUCAACAUCACUGAAGGUGGGACUGACUACCUAAUAUUAUGCCUCUCCUGAUGUAAGAGUUAUGUACUAUCACCUAUUUCGUUUUCUUGCCAAAGCAUUUAACUGGAACUCAAUCAUGAAAUUAUUAGACAAAUCUUGAAUUAAGUCAUUCUAUAAGAUAAUUACCUUGGGCUUCUCAGAAAGUCAAUAUCACACACAAAAAAGUAGAGGAAGUAUUCUAAAUAGAGACUAGAGAGAUAUAAUGACCAAAUGUGAUACUUGAACCUUGAUUGUAUCUUGGAUGUUAAAAAAAAAAGAGAUAAAAAAAAAAAAAAACCUGGAGCGCCUGGGUGGCUCAGUGGGUUAAGCGUCUGACUUUGGCUCAGGUCAUGAUCUCAUGGUCCAUGAGUUCAAGCCCUGCAUCGGGCUCUGUGCUGACAGCUCAGAGCCUGGACCCUGCUUCAGAUUCUGUGUCUCCCUCUCUCUCUGCCCCUCCCCCACUCACACUCCCUCUCUGUCUCUCAAAAAUAAAUAAACAUUAAAAAAAAACCCAUCAAAUUAUAAAAGACGUUUUGGGGACAGUUAACAUUUGGGUAUGGACUGCAUAUUAGAUGGCAUUAUAGAAUAAUUUUUAACUUUCUUAGGUGUGAUAAUGAUAUUGCAGUUAUGCAGGAAGAGGUCUUAUUCUUAGGCAGUGAAUGAGGAAAUAUUUAGGGGUGAAGCAGCAUGAUAGGGACAACUUUCAAAUGUUUAGUGAAAAUCACUUUGUAUGUGAAGGGAGAAAAAGCAAAUGGGGCAAAAUGUUAACAACUGAAUGACUGAUAAAUCCAGGAGGAGGAUAAAGUUAUUUAUGCACAUAUGUGAUUUAGCUUUUAUAUAUACACAUAUACAUAGAUAAGUGUGUGUGUGGGGGCAGCUACAUCAUUUGGGACCCAGUGAAAUGAACACAUGGGGACUUUGUUCAGUAAUUAAGCAUGGGUCACUUCUUGAAUAUGGAGCUUUGUACAGCUGCACAGGUUCCACAGCCGUAAAGCCAGACAUGUGUGAAGAUAUAUAUGUAUACACACAUAUAUACGUGCACAUGCAUAUGUAUCUGAGAUGAAAUGUUUAGAAGUCUAAAUACCAGCUUCUCCAAGACUCAAAUCAUCCAGGACCCUCACUAGAAACAAACUCACAACAUCCAUUCCCUACUGGAGUGUCCACCAUAACUUGAGGUUCCUGGCAUGUUAACUUUUCAUUAUGGAAUAUUGGAAUUCAUUGUGGAAUAUUUCAUUAUGGGAUAUUAUGGAAUAUUGAAUGAUUCUAAUAUUAUUCAUAUUUAAUUUAAUAAAUUUUAUGUUAAAGCAUACACAAAAACAGAAUAAUGAAACUCUAUGUUUCAUUCAUUAUUCAAAUAUCAAUAUUAUGCCUUCUUUGUUAUAUAUACCUCCUUCCUUUUUUUUUUUUAAUGUUUAAUCAUUUAUUUUGAAAGAGAAUGAGCUAGCUUGUACAAGCAGGGCAGGGGCAAAGAGAAAGGUAGCGAGAGACUCCCAAGCAGCUGUGCACUGUCAGUGCAGAGCCAGACAUGGGGCUCGAUCUCAUAAACUGUGAGGUGACCUGAACCAAAAUCAAGAGUCAGAUGCUUAACCGACUGAGCCACACAGGUGUCCCAACCCCCCUUCCUUUUUUAAAUUUUCUUCUACUGGAGUAUUUUAAAGCAAAUCUCAGUCCUUGUGUCAUUUCACUUGUAAAUACUUAAAAAUGUAUUUCUGACAUAAGAUCUUUUGAAUUUUAACAAAGCCAUGAUACAUUGUCAUUCAACAAAAUUAAUAUUUCCUUGAUGGUUGUAUAGUAACCAGUCUGUGUUCAGUUUUCUUCACAAAAAUAUAUUUUGGCCAGUUGUUUAAAUCAGGAUCCAACAUUGCAUUUAGCUGAUGUCUCUUUUGCUUUGUAACAUUUACCCCUGUUUUAAAUUUCUUUCCUCUUGCCAUUUAUUUAAGGACGGAACUAGAUCAUAUAUCCUGUGGAAUUUCCUUCAUUCAGGACUUGACUGAUGGUAUCCCCAUGGUGUCUAGUUAGGACUAGAAGCUUGAUUUGAUUCUGGUUCAAGUUUUUUCCCCAAGAAUACUGCAUAGAUGAUGGUGUAUACUUUCCUUGACAUCUCUUCAGGAGUAACAUAAUGUUUGGUUGUUUCAUUUUCAGUGAUCUUAAGAUUGAUCCGUGGGUUCUGGUGGUGUAAUCUACUAUAAAGUUUCUUUCCAAUCUUCCACCUAAUGGUUGGAGAUUGUUGUUUGGAUCCAUUAUUUCAUUAGGGGUUGCAAAAUAGAGAUUUUUGGAUUCUGUAAUCUUUAUCAUCUGUGGUUAUUCUAUAAAGAACUUUCUUUAAAGCAGAAUGGAAUAGAUGGAAUAAAUAUUUUAGAAUGAGUUGGUGCCCUGGUAACCCCCAAAGGCAACAAAUAAGGCUUUCGUUUUUUGAGCAGCGGUAUGACCCAGCCAGCUCUUUGAAACAGUUGUGUUUAGAAUGGGUUGGAGCAGGAGGAGACUAUAUUUGAAAGACCAGAAGGCUGAGAGGCUAAGACGGCCUGAAAGAUACUGGGGACAGAACCAAGAGGAGUCGGUGACUAGUUGUGAGGAUUAAGGAGAAAGUACCGCCAGAGAUUACCUCCAGGUUUGUUUGAAGGUGAGUAGCCAGAUUAGGAUGUAGGCUUCAAUAGGAUUAACCCCCAAAGAGCCACACAUAUUUGAGAGAUAUUUUGUGUCACACUUUUAUCUAUUAUACAAUUUUUCGUUAGGAUUUAAGCCAAUAGGAAGGCCACCGCACAUCUGUCCACGUGAUGAGGGGAGCACGUAUGGGGUGUAAAAUGUUAGCUCUCAUUUGGAGAUGCUGUUUGUGUUGCUGCCAGAAUAUUGAGGUGAAGAGGUCGAGCAGACCGUGGAAAACACAUGAGAGAGAGGAUGGAUUCAUACACAGAGUGAUGUGUAUAUUAUCUGGAAGUAACCCCUGAGGCUCAACUUUGAAUCCAGGGGAGAUUAUGCAGAGGAAGGCAGACUAAGGAACAAAGUAUGGCAAACACUCCAUUUAGGUAUUUACUCUUUAUAUCUAAAUGUCAACCCUGUCCUUGACGUCUGUGUGAUUCUCUAUCUGUAACUAUGGCCUGUCCCAAUCCUGCAUGUCCUCAGAACAGUCUCAGAUGAAGGGACUACAGUUGAUAGAUGUACAGUGUUCUCACUAUUGGUUUAAACUCUGACUAAAAACAGUAGAAGAGAUAAAACCGUGAGGCAAAUACCUCUCAAAUAUGUGUGACUCUUCAGGGGUUGAGACCUGUAUUAGUUUUCUAUGGCUGCUUUGAAAAACUACCACACACUUGGGGGCUUAAAACAACACUCAUUUAUUCUCUUACACCUCUGGAGGCCAGAAGCCUGAAGUGAGUUUCACUGGGCUAAAGUCGAGGUGUUGACAGGGCCAUGUUCCUCUGGAGGUUCCCACUCCAUGACCCAUGUUCACUGACUUACUUGACUAAGCUCCUGCCACACAGGUCAGCUGUGUUACCUGAAUAAGGUUUUGCACUCAAUGGCUCUCAACUACGGUUUCUACCUAAAAUCUCCUUCUUUUUUUAAUAACAAUUUUACUGAGAUAGAAUACAUACCAUACAUUUCACCCAUUUAAACUAUACAUUUCAGUGACGUCAUGUAUGUUGAGAGUGCAACCAUCACCACGAUGUUAUCUUUUUAAUCUUUAAAUUUUUUUUUUUUUUUUUUUUUUUUUUUUUUAGAGAGAGAGUGCACAGAGGAGGGCAGAGACAGAGAGACAGAGAGAAUCCCAAAGAGAUUUUUUUGCCCAAUCUGGACUUUCAUUUAAAUGGAAUCAUACAAUAUGUGGUCUUUUCCAUUUAGCAUAAUGUUUUUGAGGUUCAUCCAUGUUGUGGCAUGGACCAGGACCUCCUUCCUUUUUAUGGCCAACUAAUAAUCAAUUCUAUGGCUCUAUCACAAUUUAUCCAUUCAUCAGUUGAUGGACAUUUGGGUUGUUUCCACUUUCCUGCUAUUAUGAACAAUGCUACUAUGAAUAUUCAUGUGCAAGUUUUAUGUGGAUGUAUGUUUUCAUUUCUCUUGGGUAAAUACUGGGAGUGAAAGUGCUGGGUUAUAUUGUAACCCUUUCCUCAUAACUUCGCGUAUUGAAAUGACAUUCAGAAUCAAAUUCAGUGUGACUUCAUCAUGUUCCACUGUCCCCCACCCAGAAUGGAACAGUUUCCUAGUUCUGCUCUUGUCCAGUGCCUCAGUAUUAUGCUUACCAAUUUGCCUUGGGAGCUCAGUUUUCCCUGUGUGGCUCUUUCGAUGAAUUUCUGGAAAGCAGGGACAGGCUCUCUCAUUUUUGUCUACCCCAAGGCAGUGAGCCUACUGAUCUGCAUAAAGCAGGAACUCUGUAAAUGCUUUUGAAUCGGUGGGAAAUAAAAGUAUUAAGGAUUUCAUAUGCUUGAUCCUACAAAAUGUGUCUAAUACUAAAUAAUAAUGUUCACUUUCAAAUUUCAACAGUUAAAUGGCAAAUAACACUAAAAAAAGGGGUAUUUAAGGGAAACAAAUUUUGUACAUUAAAGUCUAUUCAUUUUGAAUUGUAGAAGCUCCAGUAUUUUGGAUUUAUAUUUUAGGAAAAUGAAAGACUUUAGAAAUUAUAGAUUGGACUUUGAAAAUAAACAAAGCACUCAAAAAAAAAAAAAGGAAACAAAGCACAAUAUAAAUAAAAGUAAAUGACAACACGACAUAUUAUGUUUCAAAUUUUACAUAAAUUUCACUGAAGCAAAUUCAAAUUCCCUAAAGCAAAUUUAAAAAUUCUAAUGUUUUGCUUAUCUUGGUUUUCAUUAUUGUCUAGUUUUGAAAUCAGUAAAGGCUUAUGUUAAUAAAAGUAAAUUUUUACUCAUA
Acinonyx jubatus (cheetah) is the source of this 8437-nucleotide messenger RNA. It is a transcript of the gene EIF2AK2, whose product is annotated as eukaryotic translation initiation factor 2 alpha kinase 2. The coding region runs from base 154 to 1782 and encodes 542 amino acids. The record is from RefSeq and is a predicted model, not a curated record. Gene Ontology annotation, molecular function: protein kinase activity; ATP binding; double-stranded RNA binding. Gene Ontology annotation, biological process: protein phosphorylation. The transcript has 16 exons. NCBI's taxonomy places the organism in Eukaryota, Metazoa, Chordata, Mammalia, Carnivora, Felidae.